AUGAGGAUUGUUGAAGAUGUCCAAGGACAGGACAGUUAUUUCAUCCAAAAGGCCAAUGCUUUAGGCAAACCUGAAUUGAGGCCGAUUCAAAAAGUCACCUCCGCUGUUCGAAUGCUUGCGUACGGGGGGGCUUCCGACUUGAAUGACGAAUACCUGCGUCUUGGGGAAUCAACUUCGAACAAACAAUCUCAAGCGGCUACUUGCAAUUGGGAAUAA
Molecule: messenger RNA, 216 nt
Organism: Puccinia graminis f. sp. tritici CRL 75-36-700-3
Lineage: Eukaryota; Fungi; Basidiomycota; Pucciniomycetes; Pucciniales; Pucciniaceae
Exons: 2
Coding region: 1-216 (71 amino acids)
Source: RefSeq, a predicted model, not a curated record